GCAAACCUGGAGAAAGUGUCGCGGACACUGGAGGACCAGGCCAACGAAUACCGAGUAAAGCUGGAAGAAUCCCAGCGCUCCCUCAAUGACUUCACCACACAGCGAGCCAAACUGCAGACAGAGAAUGGAGAGUUGGCCAGGCAACUGGAAGAAAAGGAGGCACUGAUUUCCCAGCUGACCCGAGGGAAACUUUCCUAUACCCAGCAGAUGGAGGACCUCAAAAGGCAGCUGGAGGAGGAAGGCAAGGCCAAGAACGCCCUGGCCCACGCCCUGCAGUCAGCCCGGCAUGACUGUGACCUGCUGCGGGAACAGUAUGAGGAGGAAAUGGAGGCCAAGGCUGAGCUACAGCGUGUCCUGUCCAAGGCCAACUCAGAGGUGGCCCAGUGGAGGACCAAGUAUGAGACGGACGCCAUCCAGAGAACGGAGGAGCUGGAGGAAGCCAAGAAGAAGCUGGCCCAGAGGCUUCAGGAUGCAGAGGAGGCAGUGGAGGCCAUCAAUGCCAA
Messenger RNA from Microtus ochrogaster (prairie vole), 503 nucleotides. It is a transcript of the gene Myh6, whose product is annotated as myosin-6-like. The record is from RefSeq and is a predicted model, not a curated record. Gene Ontology annotation, cellular component: cytoplasm; myosin filament; myosin II complex. Gene Ontology annotation, molecular function: actin filament binding; microfilament motor activity; ATP binding. The transcript has 4 exons. NCBI's taxonomy places the organism in Eukaryota, Metazoa, Chordata, Mammalia, Rodentia, Cricetidae. The annotation marks the transcript as partial.